UGACCCCGACCCCUGCCCGACCCCACCCCCCCCAAAAAAGCCCCCAAGGGACUUUCGGUGAGGGGGGGGGGCUGAGUUUGGGGGUGACACAAAUCCCCCCCCCCCAAAAAAAAAAACGGAAAAUGGGGGAGGGGGACACAGCGCUGGACGCCGCGGAUGAACCUCGGCUGGUUGGUUUGGGGGGGGAGAAGAAGAAGAUGGAGAUGGAGAUGGAGAAGACCCCUCCUCAAAAUGACAGGGGCUGGGGGAAUGGUGGGGGAGGGGCUGUUAUUUUUUUUCUUUCUAGGGUCUCCUCUUGUAUCCCCUCCCCCCCUGCCCCACCACCACCACCGUGGGAUUUUGCUGUUUGGGGGAUGAGGAAGGGGGAGGGGGGGCAAAAUACGAGGGGGGGGGGGAAGGGGUCCUCACUCUGCCCCUCCCCCCUCAUCUCGAGCAUCGAGCCCCCCACCAGCACCUGGGGGGGGGGGAGGGGGGGAAGGGGGUCCGGGGGUGCUGCCCCCCCACAUCCCCCGCACCCCGGUAUUAAACUGAUGCCCAGCAGCCCCCUGGCCCCGUCUGUUCGUGGGGGGCUCGGCUCCCUCCCCCACCCCCCCCGACAGGCGCUGGGGGGUCCCCAGGCCCUUGGGCGGGGCCCUGGGGAAGGAAGGGGGGGUGAGGAUUUGCGUUUUUGGGGGAUAUCACCGCGAUUUUGGGGGCCCCGGGCCCGGUUUUGGGGACUUCCGUGUUUACCUCACGGUUGCCAUGGUGAUGCGUCGCGCUCGGAUGACGCGCCUGGUUGCGGCAGCCAAUCAGCGGUGAGGGCGGGAAUGAGGGUUGGUGUCAAUUUGGGCGCGCCGGGGACCGCGGCGCUGCCUGACCCAAGCAAUGUCCGGGAGGCUUGAGGGCUAUCGGGGCUCUGCGAGUGCUAUCGUGAUACAGAAAAUAUCGUGACAGCCGCGGCGGGGGUUGGGUCUCUUUAUAUCGCGACAAAGCGGCGAGAGAUCUCCCGGCAGCGUCGCGCUAGGCCGCGUUUCCAUGGCGACAUCGAGGCGUGGCUGGGGGCGGGGUCAGCACCUCAUGGUGGGUUCUCAUUGGUCGGUAGGCGGAGCUUGCGCUGCUGCUCCGCCCCUUUCCCCGGCCGCCAGGGGGCGCCACGCGCGGAGCGGGGGCGAGCGCGGGGAAUGGAGCUGCGCGGGGGGCCCGAUCUCGGCAGGAGAAGGAAAAAGCGCAAAAAGGACAAAAAACCGAAAGCACCCCCAAGGACCCCCAGCCCCCCCGGCGAGGUGUCCCCAGACCCCCCCCCGGCGCUGCCGUCGCUGUCCGAGUCCCUGCUGGGCUCCGACGAGGGGGAGCAGGAGGACCCCCGGGAUUACUGCAAAGGGGGGUAUUACCCGGUUCGGAUCGGGGACCUUUUCCACGGGCGCUACCACGUGGUUCGCAAGCUGGGCUGGGGCCAUUUCUCCACCGUGUGGCUCUGCUGGGACCUCCGGAGGAAACGUUUCGUGGCGCUGAAGGUGGUGAAAAGUGCCCCCCAAUACACGGAGACGGCGCUGGAUGAGAUCAAACUGCUGAAAUGUGUGCGGGAUUCCGACCCCAGCGACCCCAACCGGGAGAACAUUGUGCAGCUCAUCGACGACUUCAAGAUUUCGGGGGUCAACGGUGUCCAUGUUUGCAUGGUGCUGGAGGUGCUGGGGCACCAACUGCUGCGCUGGAUCAUCAAAUCCAACUACCAGGGGCUGCCCCUGCCCUGCGUCAAGAGCAUCGUGCGGCAGGUGCUGGAGGGGCUGGAUUACCUGCACACCAAGUGCAAGAUCAUCCACACGGACAUCAAGCCCGAGAACGUGCUGCUCUGCGUGCCCCAGCCCUACCUGAGACACCUGGCGGCGCAGGCCACGCGCUGGGCACGGGGGGACGGCCCCCCCCGAGGGGCAGUGAGCUCAGCACCCCAGGAGGAACCUGAGCGGCUGUCGCGGGCUCAGCGGCGCCGGCGGCGGCGGCGACAGCGGCGACAGCGACAGCUGCUGGCAGAGAGACUGCGGGACCUGGAGCGGCUGCGCGACAGCGCGGGGACACCGGGGACAGCCAGCGACACCGAAACCCCCCCGGACCCCCCAGAGGAAUGUGGGGGGAGCCCCCCGAGCGGGGCCUCGUCCUCGGGGGUGCACACGCUGCCGGCGGGGGGGGGGCUCCAGCGAUGGAUUCUCGGGGGGCUCCUGCGCCUCCAGGGGGGGCCCGGGACCCCCGCGGCGCCCCCCCAGCCCCAGCUCGGCCUCGGACUCGCUGUUCACCCCCCACCUCGGGCUCCCUCCUGUCGGGGGGCUCCGAGGGGCUCCCCAAGCCCCUGGGGUCACCCCCAGUGUCCCCUCCAGGUGAGGGGGGGGCUGCCGGGGGGGCAGGAGAACCCCCUGGACCCCCGAGCUGCCCCCCGGCUGCGCGUCAAGAUCGCCGACCUGGGCAACGGCUGCUGGGUGCACAAGCACUUCACCGAGGACAUCCAGACGCGGCAGUACCGGGCCCUGGAGGUGCUGCUGGGGGCGGGGUACGGCCCCCCCGCCGACAUCUGGAGCACGGCCUGCAUGGCGUUCGAGCUGGCCACGGGCGAUUACCUGUUCGAGCCGCACUCGGGGGAGGAGUACAGCCGAGACGAGGACCACAUUGCCCACGUGAUCGAGCUGCUGGGGGAGAUCCCGCGGCACGUGGCCCUGGGGGGGCGCUACUCCCGCGAGUUCUUCAACAGGAAAGGUGAGCUGCGGCACAUCCGGCACCUGCGGCCCUGGGGGCUGCGGGCGGUGCUGCAGGAGAAGUACGAGUGGCCGCGGGGGCCGGCGGCCGCCUUCGCCCGCUUCCUGCGGCCCAUGCUGGCCUUCGAGCCCGCCCGCAGGGCCACGGCCCGCCAGUGCCUGCAGCACCCCUGGCUCCGCCCCUAGCCACGCCCCUAGCCCCGCCCCCCCGCCGCAAUAAACCACGGGUGGGACUGGUGCUCCCGGGGUCUUUAUUGGGGGUACCGGUGGUCCUGGGGUGUUCAUUGGGGGGUCCUGGGGGGUUUAUUGGGGUCCUGUGCAGGGUUUGGGGGGCUCUUGGUGGUCCUGGGGUGUUCAUUGGGGGGUCCUGGGGAGUUUAU
Haemorhous mexicanus (house finch) is the source of this 3100-nucleotide messenger RNA. It is a transcript of the gene SRPK3, whose product is annotated as SRSF protein kinase 3. Gene Ontology annotation, molecular function: ATP binding; protein kinase activity. Bases 1161 to 2906 code for a protein of 581 amino acids. Gene Ontology annotation, biological process: regulation of mRNA processing; protein phosphorylation; spliceosomal complex assembly. The record is from RefSeq and is a predicted model, not a curated record. Lineage: Eukaryota; Metazoa; Chordata; Aves; Passeriformes; Fringillidae. The transcript has 16 exons.